Molecule: messenger RNA, 759 nt
Organism: Mucor mucedo
Lineage: Eukaryota; Fungi; Mucoromycota; Mucoromycetes; Mucorales; Mucoraceae
Product: HAD-like domain-containing protein
Exons: 3
Coding region: 41-724 (227 amino acids)
Molecular function (GO): beta-phosphoglucomutase activity; sugar-phosphatase activity
Source: RefSeq, a predicted model, not a curated record
GGUUUUUUUAACCCGUUUUCCUUUUAUCGUAAAAAAAAAUAUGACACCUCCUGCAAAUACGCAUUAUUAUCGCACAAAAGGAUUUAUUUAUGAUUUGGACGGUACUUUGAUUGAUACGAUUCCACUCGUUGAACGUCACUGGCACCAAUUCGCGCUCGAACACGGUCUUGAUGGCAACAAGAUUCUGGAGACAAGUCACGGCGUACGCACCAUUGAAACUAUGGCGCGAUGGACUCCCGAUAAGGCCACAGCAGAACAUGCCGACAUGUUCGAAAAAAAACUAGCAGAGGAAUCAGAAGGUGUCAGCAUCUUACCCGGUGUCUCUGCUUUACUUCAAAAGACCCCAAUUCACAAAUGGGGUAUCUGUACCGGAGGUAAUCAAUACAUGGCUCGUAAACGAUUAGAGCAGUGUCAAAUUCAUACACCCGACGCCUUUGUCUGCGGCGACAUGGUGAGCAAAGGAAAGCCGGAUCCAGAGGGAUAUAGUCGUGUGGCAAAAGAGUUAGGAUUGGAAGGAAAAGAUGUGAUUGUGUUCGAGGAUGCACCUUCUGGAGUGAAAUCAGCGCGUGCUGCUGGCGCUACUGUCAUUGCAUGUGCCACAACUCAUUCUGUAGACCAAUUAAAAGAGGCUGGUGCACAUAGUGUUGUUCAUUUCUUGACAGAUGUGGAUUUUACUAGCUUACCUGAUGGUACCUUUGAAGUCGAAGUUAAAAACGCCCUUUAGUAAAAACACAAAAUAUAUAUUUAUGUACACUUUUU